AAACCCAUAUGCUCAUUUGGCCAUCAACUCAUCUCCACAUCAACCAAUUCCAUCUCGCAAUUCCGACCAAUCCCUUCUUCUCAAGCUUAAUUAGCUGUCAGAGCUUUAGAGACGAUCGAACUCAGCCUAGCUAGCGAGCACUUGCGACCGAGCCUGCCAUCAGUUAACCUUCGGCCAUGAGGUCGUCCCCGUGGGUGGUGUUCGCGUGGGCAACGGCGGUGCUGCUCGCCUUGGCCGCCUCGUCGGCGGUGGUGGACGCGUCGCCGCCGUCGAAGUCUUUGGAGGUCGGGUUCUACAAGCACACGUGCCCGCAGGCCGAGGACAUCGUGCGUGACGCCGUCCGCCGCGCCUUCGGCCGGAACCCCGGCCUCGCCGCCGGCCUCAUCCGCAUGCAUUUCCACGACUGCUUCGUCAGGGGUUGUGAUGCCUCGGUGCUGAUCAACUCGACGCCGGGGAACACGGCGGAGAGGGACUCGUUGGCGAACAACCCCAGCCUACGUGGCUUCGAGAUCAUCGACGAGGCCAAGGCCGCGCUGGAGGCGUCCUGCCCGCGCACCGUCUCCUGCGCCGACGUGCUCGCUUUCGCCGCGCGUGACGGGGCCUACCUCGCCGGCGGCAUCGAGUACGGCGUCCCCGCCGGCCGCCGCGACGGCCGCGUCUCCAUCUCCGACGAGGUGCUAGUCAACAACGUGCCGUUCCCCACCGACGAGGUGGACGAGCUCGUGGCCAGCUUCGAGCGCAAGGGGCUCUCCGCCGACGACAUGGUCACGCUCUCGGGCGCGCACACCAUCGGCCGCUCCCACUGCUCCUCCUUCACGCAGCGGAUCCACAACUUCUCCGAUGAGGCCGGCCGGACCGACCCCUCCAUCGACAGGUCUUACGCGGCGGAGCUGAGGCGGCAAUGCCCGCCGUUCACAGACGACAUGAGCGACCGCACCACGGUGGCGCUGGACCCGAUCACCCCGGGGGAGUUCGACAACCAGUACUUCAAGAACGUACUGGCGCGCAAGGUGCCGCUAACCUCCGACCAGACGCUGCUCACCAGCCCAUGGACCGCUGGCAUCGUUGCGUUCCACGCCGCCGUGGAGAGGGUGUGGCAGGCUAAGUUUGCUGCGGCCAUGGUCAAGAUGGGGAACAUCGAGGUACUCACCGGAGACCAAGGGGAGAUCAGGGAGAAGUGCUUCGUCGUCAACCAACACUACUAGACCGUCACCACAAAGUCAUUUCAUGGCAGACUGGCAGUUAAUGUUGGUGUUUCAAUUAAUAUCUUGUAAUUUAAUUUUCCGAAGUGAUUUUUUUCCUUGUUCUUACUUCUUAGUGUAUGUCAAAAACAUGAGUGUAUAAUGCAGAAGAAGAAAAUGUACAUGGAUAAAUUUUCUUGCUU
Hordeum vulgare subsp. vulgare (domesticated barley) is the source of this 1384-nucleotide messenger RNA. RefSeq names its product peroxidase 5-like. Gene Ontology annotation, biological process: response to oxidative stress; hydrogen peroxide catabolic process. NCBI's taxonomy places the organism in Eukaryota, Viridiplantae, Streptophyta, Magnoliopsida, Poales, Poaceae. The record is from RefSeq and is a predicted model, not a curated record. Gene Ontology annotation, cellular component: plant-type cell wall; plasmodesma. Gene Ontology annotation, molecular function: heme binding; peroxidase activity. Bases 177 to 1205 code for a protein of 342 amino acids. The transcript is spliced from 2 exons.